This is a messenger RNA of Zingiber officinale, 1311 nucleotides long. Its product is annotated as probable aspartic protease At2g35615. Gene Ontology annotation, cellular component: extracellular region. Bases 1 to 1311 code for a protein of 436 amino acids. NCBI's taxonomy places the organism in Eukaryota, Viridiplantae, Streptophyta, Magnoliopsida, Zingiberales, Zingiberaceae. The transcript has a single exon. The record is from RefSeq and is a predicted model, not a curated record.
AUGACGGCCAUCAGUACCUUCUUUCGACUCCUCCUACUGAUCUCCUUCGUGCCGGCCCUUAUCUCGACGGACACUGUCUUCGAUGUUGAGUUGGUUCACCGCGACUCCCCUAAGUCGCCACUAUACAAUAGCUCGAUGACGCCCUUCGAUCGCCUACAGGCUGCCGCCCUCCGCUCAAUCAACCGAGCUAGCUACAUAGACAAGCGCAUCGCCAUGAAGACCUCUGUCGACAUGGAAAUCGACAUUCGCUAUGAUGAUGGGGAAUUCUUGAUGGGGUUCAGCAUGGGCAUGCCAAACCCACAAUCUGUGUGGGGCAUGGUCGACACCGGCAGCGACCUCAACUGGGUCAACUGCGUGGGCUGCCAGUGCUUCAAUAACACUGCUGUCCUAUUCAAUAGUAGUGCAUCCAUCUCCUAUAACAAGUUAUCCUGCUUUUCUAAUGAGUGCAGGAGCCUUAGUCAAGGUUAUUGCAGUACUGAUCGGAAGUGCCAGUACCAUUACUCCUAUGGCGAUGGCUCCAACAUCGACGGAAUAUUAUCCUCAGACACCUUCACUUUCACCCAUUUAGAUAUAUCCAUUCCAAAUGUGGUAUUCGGUUGCAACUCCCGGUCCUUGAGCACCCUUGGCGACGAUUGGGGCUGCUUCAUUGGUUUGGGCCCCUCUUCGCCGUCUCUGAUCAACCAGCUUGCUCCUAAGUACAUCAAAAAGUACUUCUCUUAUUGCCUGAACUUGCUCGAUGGGGGAUACGGUAGCAGGCUCUUCUUGGGACAGAGCAAACCGACGGUCGCCGGAAAGGCAACCGUCACGCCGCUUAUGACAAAUGACGACUUCUAUGCCGUGCAACUUGAUACCAUCUCUCUCCCGGGUGAGUUUGACAUUGAGUACAAUACUAGGAGGUCCAAGUUAAGGGCUGGCAACAUCAUCUUCGACUCCGGUACCGUCAUGACCAUGCUAGACAAUCAAGUGGUGGACGAAUUGGUGAGCGAAUUGACGAAUUACGUAACAUUAUCGACUGUGACCCCGGUAGGCAUAUUCAAAUUGUGCUUCCGUGUGCGCUCAACGGAGCAAGAGGAGACUCUGCCAGGGUUGUGGUUCUCAUUUGCUGGACAGUUGGGGGACUUCAGGGUGAGCCCUGAAAACCUGUUUAGGUGGCUUGGUAACAAUGUAAAAUGCAUGGUGAUAAGGGGAACGAAUGGUAUACAGGUCUUUGGAAAUGUUAUGCAGCAAGAUGUUUUGGUUGGACAUGAUCUAGAAAAAAUGGAAUUGACCCUUAUAGAAAAAAAUUGUACCGAGUUAUACAAACCCUAUUAA